Sinocyclocheilus rhinocerous is the source of this 826-nucleotide messenger RNA. Its product is annotated as ES1 protein, mitochondrial-like. Lineage: Eukaryota; Metazoa; Chordata; Actinopteri; Cypriniformes; Cyprinidae. The transcript has 4 exons. Gene Ontology annotation, cellular component: mitochondrion. Bases 94 to 516 code for a protein of 140 amino acids. The record is from RefSeq and is a predicted model, not a curated record.
GCUGGGCUUCUGCUGCAGGAUCAGACACGCUGAGUUCAGUCUGCACAGCUCUCUAGCGGUUGAUCUCUGUGUUGUAAACUCAGCAGUGUGAUCAUGUUGGCAUCACGGGCACACCUCGCCAAGCAGGCCGCAGCCAUGCUGGUGCGCCAACCCGCCUGCCUGAUGCAUCAUGGGGGAGACUGGGGCAACUGGGGCAACACCAACGUCGCUGUGGUGUUCUCAGGCUGCGGUUGGUGGGAUGGAACUGACAUCCAUGAGGCUGCGUACACCAUGUACCACUUGAGCCGUAAUGGAGCCCGUUUUCAGAUCUUUGCCCCAAACCAGCAGCAAAUGCACGUCAUGGACCACAUGAAGAUGCAGCCAUCAUCAAGUGACAACAGGAACGUGAUGAUGGAGUCUGCGCGAUUCAGCCACGGCCAGGGCAUGAUGCAGAUGAACGAUCUGUCCAAACUGGACGUUAACAGCUUUGACGCCGUCAUCUUCCCUGGAGGCCACGGAGUAGUCAAGAACCUGUGAGAGAGACAGUCUUUUAGCUGAUGAAUGCUAAUGCAAAUAUAAAUGUUAUUGAAAAGAAAUCAAUGCAGAUACAUUCCAAAAGUAGUGCAUUAUCCUGACAGGCCAGAUGCACAUAUAACCCAUCAAGAGUCAUUGUGGAGUCCAUCUGCACAUACUUCAACUUUGAUGACCCUCAGAUUAUGUGCGGAUUGAUCUUUUCACUAUUAGUCACUCCAGAUCUACCUCUAUUCCUGGAGCGAAAAUCCUCUUAUCAUGUUUCACUAUUAGCAAACAAUUGGUUAAGGCUAAGUGGAAAUAAAGGUGAUGGAUG